UGCUGAGUCUUGGCUAGACAGCAGCGACUAGGGCUCUGGCGCCGGCGAGAUGCCUUUGUUCACCGCCAACCCCUUCGAGCAAGACGUGGAAAAGGCCACAAAUGAGUACAACACUGCAGAAGAUUGGAGUCUUACUAUGGAUAUAUGUGACAAAGUUGGAAGUACACCUAAUGGAGCGAAAGAUUGCCUAAAAGCCAUAAUGAAAAGGGCAAAUCAUAAGGUUCCUCAUGUUGCUCUGCAGGCACUGACUCUUCUUGGGGCAUGUGUGGCACUGUGGAAAGAUACUUCAUUUAGAGUGUGUUCCCGUGAUUUUGCAGCAGAAGUACAUGCUGUGAUUGAAAAUAAGGCACCUCCUGAAGUUGAAAAACUGAAGUCUUUAAUGGUGGAGUGGUCAGAAGAAUUUCAGAAGGACCCUCAGUUUAGUCUAAUAUCUGCAACUGUUAAGUCUAUGGAAGAGGAAGGAAUUACUUUCCCUCCAGCAGGUUCUCAGACGGUCUCAGCUGCUGCCAAGAAUGGUACGUCAUUGAACAAAAACAAAGAGGAUGAAGACAUGGCUAAAGCUAUUGAAUUAUCACUGCAAGAGCAGAAACAGCAACACACGGAAAUAGCCUUAUAUCCAUCUGCAGAAAUUCAGUUAAAUAAUAAGGUUGUACGGAAAGUGAGAGCUUUAUAUGAUUUUGAAGCUGUUGAGGACAAUGAACUCACCUUUAAACAUAGUGAAAUAAUUACUGUUUUAGAUGACAGUGAUGCCAGUUGGUGGAAAGGAGAAAAUCACAGAGGACUAGGACUCUUCCCAUCCAAUUUUAUAACAACUAAUUUAAACAUAGAGUCUGAGGCAGCGGCUGUGGACAAAUUGAAUGUAAUUGAUGAUGAUGUGGAGGAAAUUAAGAAAUCAGAGCCUGAGCCUGUUUAUAUAGAUGAGGAUAAGAUGGAUAGAGCCCUGCAGGUACUUCAGAGUAUAGAUCCAACAGAUUUGAAACCAGACUCCCAAGACCUUUCGGAUUUAGAAGAUAUCUGCCAGCAGAUGGGUCCAAUGAUAGAUGAAAAACUUGAAGAGAUUGAUAGGAAGCAUUCAGAAUUGUCUGAAUUGAAUGUAAAAGUCUUGGAAGCUCUGGAACUGUGUAACAAAUUGGUGAAUGAAGCACCAGUAUACUCAGUCUAUUCAAAGCUCCACCCUCCAGCACAUUACCCACCUGCAUCAUCUGUGGUUCCAAUGCAGACAUAUCCAGUUCAAUCACAUGGUGGAAACUAUAUGGGUCAGCGCAUUCACCAAGUAACGAUUGCCCCAAGCUAUAGCCUAGGACCAGAUCAAAUUGGUCCACUAAGAUCUCUGCCACCAAAUGUGAAUUCUUCAGUGACAACACAUACUGCUCAAACUUCAUGUUUAAGCACUGGACAAGACACUGUUUCCAAUCCUACUUAUAUGAACCAGAAAUCUAACCUACAAUCAGCUACUGGUACAACUGCUUACACACAGCAAAUGGGGAUCUCUGUGGAUAUGUCAUCUUAUCAGAACACUGCUUCCAAUUUGCCUCAACUGGCAGGCUUUCCGGUGACAGGUCCAGCUCAUCCAGCUGCACAGCAGCACACAAAUUACCAUCAGCAGCCCCUCCUUUAGAAACAAAGCAGCCAUUUUCUUGAAAGCCUUCCUAAGUGUAUUAUUCAAUCCUUGUGAUUCCAACCUGAAAACGUUAAAACUUUUUCCUCUCAACUCAAAAGGACUAUGAAUGAAUAAAGCACAAAA
Messenger RNA from Saimiri boliviensis boliviensis (Bolivian squirrel monkey), 1744 nucleotides. Lineage: Eukaryota; Metazoa; Chordata; Mammalia; Primates; Cebidae. The record is from RefSeq and is a predicted model, not a curated record.